AUGACACAAUACGACAAGCUCAAGGUUGCUGAGCUCAAGGACCUCGUCAAAGAUCGCGGAAUCGCGUCUACGGGCCUGAAACUCAAGCAACACUACAUUGAUGCUCUUGUUGCCGACGAUGGCGUGAAGGAAGUUCGAGAUGGAGAAGAGGCUAUAGAAGGUAAGCCAGGAGAUGAGGAGGCUGCAGCGCCCGAUGAGGACGGAGAGCAGAGCAGAGCAGAGGAGAAAGCAGAGGACGUUGAGGCGACGGGUUCCGCUCAGGUCGAAGAGCCGCCUGCCGACGACUCGGAAAUGGUUAACAAGAGGAAGCGACGGAGUCCUACGCCGCCCGUGCGGGAAGACAGUAAUAGCAAGAAGUUGAAAGUCGCGGAUGAGAAGGAGGAUGUAAACAUGAAUCUGCCUGAGGAUGCGCCGGUGCCCUUGGGAGCAGAGAGUGAGGGAGACGCCGCGCAGAAGACAAUUGCGCCGUUCGCUAGCAGCGACGAUGUGAUGGAAGUGGACAAUGUGGAUGAGGGUGCUGGGGCGACUGCUCUUACCGAGGAUAGCAACCGGUCAGCACCGCAGUGGUCAUUACAAGUGGGCGAGGGAGAUCAGGCUAUGGCCGACGUAGAUCCUGAUGCACCACCUUCGAAGCAUCCGCCGACGCGCGCACUCUACAUACGCGAGCUUGUCCGACCGCUGCAACCCAACAACUUGCGCCAACAUUUACUCGACAUUGCUAAGGACACAUCAUCAACCUCGGCUUCAGCGAACAUCGAGGCAUUCCACCUGGACAAGCUUCGAUCUCAUGCGCUUGUUUUGUUUGAUUCAGUAUCUUCCGCAUCCAGAGUUCGUUCUGAACUACACACCAAGGUCUGGCCAGACGAGCCCAUGCGCAAGCCGCUAUGGGUGGACUACAUUCCGGAAGAAAAAGUCCAAGAGUGGAUCGAAACCGAGGUUUGUCGCGCGGACAUGACUCGCUGGGAGAUAGUGUACACCAACGAUGGCUCCAACACCGAGGACCCUGUUACGGCAAUGCUGCAGGAAGCCGAGAGUGGUGGCACCAAGGCAAGUGCCAUUGCUGGGCCUUCAAGACCUACUGCUGGCGAAGGCAUGCCGAAUGCCCCUGUUGGUCCUCGACGCGAGUCCAUGCAAGCUCGAUCGCAGCAUCGCCCAAGCGUGGAAGAGCCGCGACAACCCGAGAGCCGUCCAGAUCCCCUGAAUCAGUAUUUUCGGUCUACUGAUGCAAAGCCCAAGAUUUACUAUCUCCCGGUUCCUCAGGACCUGGCUGACAGGCGGCUCGACGAGUUUGAGAAGGGAACAAGACGAGAUUGGGAUGAUGCGUACGCAGACCCCUCGAAUUAUGCAGAGGGUGAACUGAGACGUUAUACCUUCGAAGAUGGCGACAGACUAGUCGACGGCGGGGCGGAUUUCGGCUUGUUUGGCAGACGUGGCAGAGGUGGUGGAUUCGGAGGUAGAGGUAGAGGCAGAGGUCGCGGUGGCGACUUCUACCGUGGCGGAAGAGGAGGGAUGAGAUAUUGA
Molecule: messenger RNA, 1521 nt
Organism: Lecanosticta acicola
Lineage: Eukaryota; Fungi; Ascomycota; Dothideomycetes; Mycosphaerellales; Mycosphaerellaceae
Source: the annotation of a GenBank genome assembly